AAUUUCCGCACCUACACACACACACACACACACUAAAGUACAUGAUCGGUUUUAAUUUCAGGUUGGGGUUUUUUUGCGGAGAAUAGUUCCACUUCCACCGUGGGGAAUAUCACAUGUUGCACAAUCAUUCUGGGCUGCUCGGGUUUACAGCUACAUGAGAGCGGUGGAAGGAAGCGGUUGCAUCUACCGGCCGGAGGCAGCGAGGUGACCUAUGAUGAAGUCCGUCCUGUUUAUGGAGAGUUUGCUUGCGUUGGUACUGACUGUCGUGGCCGUCCCACCAAUUGAUCCAACCCUGACAGAAGACUGGGAGAACUGGAAGCUGAUAUACCAGAAGCAGUAUGCAGAGGAAGGAGAAAGUGUCCGAAGAAUGGUGUGGGAGAAAAACUUCAGGUUCAUUGAGUAUCAUAAUAUGGAAUAUCUGAAGGGUAAACACACCUAUGAUCUUAGGAUGAACCAGUUUGGAGCUUUGACCGUGGAGGAAUUCAAUCAGCAGAUGAACGGGUUCCAUCCUCACAGUCCCAGAAACUCAUCUCAACACCUUUUAAGGAUUCCGGACUUGGAUGAGAUUCCAAAGAGAGUUGACUGGCGCAGCAAGGGGUACGUCACUCCCGUGAAGAACCAGGGAAGCUGUGGAUCGUGCUGGGCCUUCAGUUCAACUGGAGCGCUGGAAGGACAGACCUUUAAGAUGACAGGAAAACUCAUCUCGCUGAGCGAGCAGAACCUGGUCGAUUGUUCAACUAGCCAGGGGAAUUCAGGAUGUAGUGGUGGAUGGAUGGAAAAUGCCUUCUUGUAUGUACAUGAUAACGAUGGAAUUGAUACUGAGGUUGGAUAUCCCUACACUGGCAAAGAUGACCCCUGUGCUUAUAAACUCAAGUACAAAGCUACCAAUUGCACCAAUUACUAUUUUGUUGACCAAGGCAAUGAGAGGGCUCUAGCUCAAGCUGUGGCCCGCAACGGACCAGUAUCUGUUGCCAUCGACGCCACACAUUCAUCCUUCCAGUUCUACCAUUCAGGUAUUUAUUAUGAACCGGAAUGUCAAACUGAACUUAUGAGUCAUGCUGUUCUGGUCGUUGGCUAUGGAAGAAUACAUAAGCUGAACUACUGGAUUGUUAAAAACAGCUAUGGCGUUGACUGGGGAAAUGAGGGCUACAUUUUAAUGUCCAAAGACAGAAGCAACAAUUGUGGAAUCGCAACACACGCAGUCUUCCCAGUGAUUUAACGUCUGUUCCACAGUCCGAAACGCAACCUGGGUGUUGCGGCUCCCACUGUGUGUGUGUGUGUGUGUGUGUGUGUGUGUGUGUGUGUGUGUGUGUGCGUGCGUGCGUGUGUGUGUGUGUGUGUGUGUGUGUGCGUGUGAUACUGAGAGAUUGUUACGUUGUUUUAAUUACUGUUGCUUCAGUUUAAAUUGAAUCACAACCUAUAAUUGUCUGUGGUGAUAUUAACAUAACCUGUCGUUCCUGGAAGUGGAAGCUCAGUUCUAUCUAACGGGUCUUGAUGAUGUAAUUUGUGUGACCACUUUGGAACAGAGUACACAGCCCUGCCGGCCAGGGCAUUGCUCAUCUCUCUCUCCCUUAAAGGGAGCAGCUUGCCUGGUGAACUUUGACACAGAAGGAGGCCAUUUGGCCCUUUGGGUCUAUGUUGACUCCUAGUGGAGCAAUUCCAUCAGUCCCAUUCCACUCCUAAUUUUCCCUGCAACCGACUCUCUCUCUCAUGAGCUCACAAACCCCUUUGAUUUUUUUUUUGUUAUUUUACAGCACUAACAGUAAUUUCCAAAUAAGCCACUAACCUACCAGCAAUAAAAACAGAACAUGCUGGAAAAACUCAGGAGGUUGGGCAGCAUCUGUGGAGGGAGAAAUAGAGAUACACUUUCAGGAAUACAUGGUAUAUUAUUGGAAUGUGGGAAGAAACCCAUGAGACCACAGGGAGCAAAGGAGGUCCGGAUCAACUGUGGGACACUGGAGCUGUGAGGUAACAGCUCAACCAGUUGAAUUCCUAAGGCCAGCUUUAUAGGAGGUUCUAACUCUGUCAGUCCUCCAGUUGUCUACACGCUGCCUUUUACAAUGUUUACUCUAUACGUAUUAAUAAACAUGAUUACCCAAAA
This is a messenger RNA of Leucoraja erinaceus (little skate), 2101 nucleotides long. Its product is annotated as procathepsin L-like. The record is from RefSeq and is a predicted model, not a curated record. Gene Ontology annotation, cellular component: lysosome. Lineage: Eukaryota; Metazoa; Chordata; Chondrichthyes; Rajiformes; Rajidae. Bases 212 to 1219 code for a protein of 335 amino acids. Gene Ontology annotation, biological process: immune response. The transcript has 8 exons. Gene Ontology annotation, molecular function: cysteine-type endopeptidase activity.